Molecule: messenger RNA, 1155 nt
Organism: Rodentolepis nana
Lineage: Eukaryota; Metazoa; Platyhelminthes; Cestoda; Cyclophyllidea; Hymenolepididae
Source: the annotation of a GenBank genome assembly
AUGGAAAUAUAUCUAGAUAUGUCCCUUACAAUUUUAAAUAGGGAACACUUCAGUAAAAACCAGCAAUACGAAGAACGACAGGUGAUAUUUUGUCGGGAUACACAUCAACAUGGAUCAAAAACUCUCAUCGAAUUGUCCGAUCUCACUGGAGGUAAAUUUCUGGCAGAUGAUCAUACCUUUCUACUUGAGUUGGAAAUUUCGCAUCCCAAAGUCAAUAUCUAUGUUCAGUUAACUAGCACAUCGGAACUAGUUCAUUUUCUGUCCAAUACUUAUGUUGAUCACUAUAACGAUGAGAAUUCAAAUCAUGGUCCCAUUUUGUUCGAGUCAAAUGCAUUUAACGCAGGAGGGGAAACAUGGAGACUAGGCAUUGCUAUGUCUCAGGCAAGCAUUUUCGGACCUGAAUACGAGGGGAAUGCCAAAGUCAGUAUUUAUGUAUUUCGUCGAAGAAGCAAGAAUAAUCGAUUCGAACGGAAUAUUUCGUCUCUAGAAUUCUCUUGUGAAAUUGACUCACGUACAUCUCAUCGCAGAAUGCAAUUUUUCAUCGAUCCGCGAACUGGAAUGUCCACCAUGGAGAACCUUGGUGAGCUGGAAGCUGAUACUGUUGCCUGUUCUGUUCGAGAAGGAAUCGCUGAUUACAUAGCCAAAAAAAUGCCUUUCAAAUAUUUUAACCCCAUUUUAGAAAUUAAAUUGAAUUCUCUACGCAUUAGGAAGUUCAUUCAAAGGAAAUUAGUGCUUCUCAGUCCCGAAUCGCAUUUAUACUUUUCUACAAUACGUUUUGAUCCUCUAAGUACCCGGUGGAAUCUAUUCGCAUUCCAAGAGGGACGCUCUCUGAGCUGUGGGUUACGGCUUGAAGAAGAUGAAAAGAAGAAAUUUCUAAACGAUAACACAGUGGAUAUUCUCUGGUGGAGUGUGCAUUUGAGAAACGGAAGCAUUAAAAAGGACGAUAUACUGCAAAAUGAAGCCAAGGUUGCGCUAAGUAUAGCAACGCGUUUUCAACAACUUCACAGGAAGGAAGUGAGCAUGGAUUCAUUAAAUUCCCUAGUUGAUGAAAAUAUUCUCCCAGAAAUCCUGUCUCCAUCCCAAUGCCUUAUUCACUACCCGGAAGACGUGAAAACUUCAGUAAGUAAACUCACAGCUACCGAUAAGAAUAACUAA